Messenger RNA from Lecanosticta acicola, 4898 nucleotides. The record is from the annotation of a GenBank genome assembly. Lineage: Eukaryota; Fungi; Ascomycota; Dothideomycetes; Mycosphaerellales; Mycosphaerellaceae.
AUGACGAGCGGUACCGUGAGCGACGGAGCUGCAGUGUUGCUCGAUGAGGAGCGCCUCCGGACACUGUCGAGGUCUACACGUUCACUCAUCCCUUCAAGUACAUCCACAGGGCAAAGCACCAUCGAUGAGCUAGAGUAAGGCGCAGUACAUCACGGUGUAUACAGCUCUACGUAAUUUAGGAAUCACACUGAUUGGUAAGUAGAGUCCUUGAACGUCUUUUCGAUAACGUAUUCUUCACAUGUAACAGCUCUGGGCUUACGGCGGGUCAUCGAGUGGCCGCUUGGAAUACCCUUUGCUCUUUGAUCGACCAGACCGUGGACUGCCCUAGCGAGAAUGUGAAAAAGACUAUCUGGACCAACGGCGUAUGGGCUCGUGCCUUCGCGCUAUACCUCAGCCAUGCCCAGACUGCGAGGCCCAAGUCAUCGAGACAGCUAUUGGUUACCUUAACCAACGGCCUACGAAAGGCCGACGAGUCUGACAUCGCUCAGUACAAGCAGUCCGCUCUAGAGCAGCUGCUUUCGGGUCUGAAAGAUUUUCAGGACCCCUACAGGGCAAAAGCAAGUGCUCAGCUCCUGAGUCACUUACUGAACAAGCAUGUGAUAUCUCUGAAAGAUAUUCUCGGCUCGCAAACAGGAGGCUCAAUUGAUCUUCCGGUAGAAGACUCAAAGCUACUCGAGAGUCAAGUUCAAGAGAUUCUCGAGGUGUCGUUCCGAUGGCUGGGUAAAGCGGACUUCGGCUCAAGCGUCGCUCAGCUUGUAUCGACAUUACUCGACAAACAUGACGAGAUGCGCCUGACCAUGCAUAGCCUGGAAAAUCAGGUCGCAUCUCGACCUGUCUGGGUGGGGCCACUUGAGGCAACCUCAAAGUCCGAUGAGGUGAAUUCAGAUGACCUCAGAGUUCAUGUCCUGCCAGUACUGUUCAAGAGAAGCUUCGACAACUUUGUUGCAUUCUUGUACACCCAGAAUGUCUCAAGCCUGAAUCUCAGUCAAAGUAGCAAUGAGCAAGUAGACUCAUAUCGGGACACCCUGCUUUUCGCGGCGUUGCAAACCGGCAAAGAUCUUGGCAUGGUCGUCGAAACAGAUGAGCAGGGGAUUCAUAGCGAUGGAAAGUGCUUCUUCAUACCAGUCUCGAGCAUUGGUCGCUUGCUUCUACGACGCUCCCGUUCUGCUCGACUUACUGGUCUCAACAUGCUGGUGACAUCCCAUGCAGCGACGAGACCUUUCUCGCCCGUAGGUCUCAAAUGGAUACGCCGUGGACUGGAACUGUGCUCUGCCGACGUUGAUGCGGACUUCCGUAGUGAGCUCUUCAGUGUGUUUCAAAGGAUGUUGGAUCGUAUGCGAGCAAUAACAUCAGUACUUGCUCGAAACACUGCUUUGCCCCACAAGAUCGCUAGCCGGCAACAACAGGCGCUUCCUGACCAAGCCUCGAAAGUCCUUCUAUACCACCAAAAUUUCCUGAAGUGGCUGCCUCGAUUCUUGGCACAGCAACUCCAACCAACUGCAAACUACCAGCGGCAUAUCUCGGGUCUGAAGUGUCUAUCAAUCUUGGCCAGGUCUGGACUCGACGUAUCCGUUCCCGCAGAGAACUGGUCGCGAACCGCUUUGCAAGAAGUCAAGUGGCCUUUUAAUCUGGGGGUGCUGAGUCAGGACAUUCAUCAGCUCUUGCUUGAUCUUGUCCUCGAUCCGUUCGACGAUGUUCGGCAGACUGCAGCCUCGAUCCUCAGCCUUUGCUGUUCUGCCUUGCACGAAAGAUCUAGUUUCUCGCCGAAAUUCUUCACACAUGCUCUUGAACGAGCAGAAACCGCUAUGCUCAACACCGGUCGUGCCGACCAAGCGGAUGGUGUAGCGCAUAUCUACGCGCUAAUACACGGUAGUUGCAGUGCAGCUGAGUCUGACCCGGAGGACUUCUGGUCUUCCAAACAGGCUAUUGUACGCCACUUGACGAAGAAAGUGCAAUUGAUGCUCGAGUCAGCACGAGAGAGUCUCGCAAAAGCUGUUGGACAUUACCCAAUACAUGGCCUAUUGACAAGCCUGCGAUACGUCUUGGGACAGAAUCCGGAGAUCGAUGUAAUUCUGCGAGCUCGGCUGAUUGAACAGGUGAACGAAGUCUGGCUUGUUGUGAAGCCUGUACUUUGCAAUGACGCUCCCGAGGGCUACACCCCUGAUGAACUGGAAGAAUCCCCGGACUCCACGAAAGAGACAUUGAGCUAUUGCUGGAGGGCUCUAAAGGAAGCGAGUCUACUUCUGAGCACUCUUCUGGCGGGAUACCGGAUGUCGAACGCACUUGAGAGGAACGAUGCAACGCUCGAGAAGAUGGGUGACCAAUGCUUCACUCAACUUGCCGAGCUUCGUCAUCGUGGUGCCUUUUCCACUGUCGCGCAGACUUGGACUGCCUGCUGCCUUCGCUGUCAAAGCUUACGCACAAUAGAUGGCACUCUGCUCUUAGAGUCGUGGUAUCUCAGGGUGCUAGUCAUGCUACGCAAAAAUGUCACGAUCAACACAAGACGCUCAGCAGGCUUACCCGCCUUGCUAUGUGGCAUUCUGAUCGCUGAUAAGUCUGCAAAGCUACUGGCUCAGGCCUUUCAAGAUCUCGAAGCUAUAGCUCGUCAGGAAGUUGAUGCGACUGAUGCUGAGGAAGGUAACCUUGCGCAAGUUCAUGCGAUGAAUUGCUUGAAGGACGUCUUCAAAAAUACCAGGCUAGGCCAACAAUCGGAACGCUACAUUCCUGUCGGACUUCAGCUGGCUGCAGAUGCGUUGCGCUCUGAGGUUUGGGCAAUUCGAAAUUGCGGCUUGAUGCUCUUCCGAGCCCUGAUCGACCGACUCCUUGGGACGGAUUCAUCUCAUUUCGAAGACGGCGCUGCUGGCCAGAAAUACAUCUCCGCUGAGCAACACCCUGAACUCCUCAACGUGAUCCUGAGUCUCCUUUCUCAGCCUAACUCAUCGCCAGGAGCGGCUUCGGCUCGCUAUGAGGGCGUCUUUCCAGCGCUACAACUGAUCCAGCAUACAAAAAUCCCUGGCUCACGACUAGAGGAGGCUAGACUUGCCGUGCGAAGUCUCACUGCUUGUCCUUCCUGGCACGUGAGAGACAAGGCUGCUCGUGCUUUGGCAUCUAUGAUGACUGAAGACGAUGUGGAAGUGACAUUCCAGCACGUCAAGCUUCUUGUUGAUCACGCGGGCUCACAGAACGCGCUACAUGGCGCUCUGCUUACCACUUGCUACAUUUUGCAUAAGCUGAAGCGCGGAAGCAAACAUGAUGUAGCGGCCAUGAUCGGUCACGAUACUGAAAUUCCCGUCCAAACGAGGCUUGAGCUCAUGAGAUGGUCAUGGAGAGUUCUUCCUCUGUGCGGCAAUUGCACUGUUACGAAAGCCGCGUGUGUCGAUCUAGCAACAGAGUGUUUCGGUUUCCUGACCGACUUGGGCUCGCCAGAAACCUACUUGGCCGAGGUCGAAGCGGAAGUACUGUCUCAGAGUUCCAAUGUUACCAACCUUUACUCGAGACCAUCUACAAGAUAUCGGGACUUACUUGCAUCUUGUUUGCAUGACCCCAAAGCUGCUGUUCUACGGCAGGCAUGCGCACGAUCGAUGGCCAAGAUGCUUCCGUUUGACCGACUCGAGGACGAAGAAGACGUCGCGGCUUUCUCAAAGUCCAUAUACGAGCUUGGGCAGAUUGAUCAGAAUGCGGUGGUCUAUUUCUUCCAAGCGCUAAAUCUAGCAGGUCUGAGCACGUCAACCAGGCUUCUGGUUCAACAGCUCGCGACAAACAUCUUGGACGCCAAGCUUGGAUUCGAGCUCAUGUGCGAAGCACAGAGUGUCUUGAUCAAGCUUUCUGAAGCAGAGUCAGACCAGAGUAUAUCGAGGAAACCGCAGCGGACCCAGGAUCACCUAGCCUGGGCAAACUGCAAUCAGCGCUUCGCCGAUGGGGUACUGAAGCUGCAAGCGGUUCAACUUGACAGGAUUGCUAGCAAGACCAGGGACCUCAGCGAAGAGCACCUUGAAGAGAUCACUUCCUGGGCAAAUGCAUGUGUCUUAGCAAUCAACGACACAGGCAUACACACGCGUGAAGCAGCAGCCGAAGCUCUUGACCGGACGCGGUAUCUAUGGAGCGUUGUCACGACCCACCGGAGGCUGGACGCAACCUUUCACCGCCUCUGUGUGUCAAUCUACGAUCUCCUCAACGACGACGAUGAAGACAUUCGCCUCCUGGCUGCGCGCAUCACAUGCCGCAUCUUGACCGCGGCGACUCAGGAACAGCAGGUCGAAUACGAACCGAUUGUCUCCAGCCAGAAGCUCCUCAGCUUCUGCAUAUCCAGGUGGACCGAUAAGGAUUUUCUCGCUGCAACUGCUUUUCAACGUGCAUUUGACUGUUCCGGAGGCGUAGCUCCUCGUGCCGUCGGCGAAGCAAUUGCAGCCCUUGCACGAAGUGACACGGCCCUCUUUGCCACGGAAAAGCAGAAUCUGUACAUUGAUGAUGCUCGAGAAGUGCGCAUCUGGUCACAGGUGAUUCAGAAAAUGAGGCUAACAUCACCACACUUCACGAAAGUGGUAUAUGCCUUGGCGUCGUGGUUUGAUGAAGGAUUGGGUGCGCUAAAGAAGCAAGCAGAGGAUGUUCUGGAUGGAGCGCUCGGUUGGAGCUCGAAGGCAGAAAUUUUCACCCUUGGGCUGCAGGUGAUAUACGGAGCAGAGGUCCUGCUUUCACUCGUGAAGCAAGGUGCGAGGAUUCCGAUACAGCCUACGGAUUUGCGUCGGAAGAUGUUUGAAUGUUUGCUCGCGUUUGAGGCUGCGGGUGUGAAUCCGCUGUGGCGAUGGGAAAUGGAGAGAAUUCUGACCGAUUCUGUCACUCAUAAGGUCAAGACGUUGUCAGAGCUUGCGGAAGCAUUGUCCGUCCAAACUUCUGUGUGA